Priceomyces carsonii is the source of this 558-nucleotide messenger RNA. RefSeq lists its product as uncharacterized. The record is from RefSeq and is a predicted model, not a curated record. Lineage: Eukaryota; Fungi; Ascomycota; Pichiomycetes; Serinales; Debaryomycetaceae. Gene Ontology annotation, cellular component: nucleus; cytoplasm. Gene Ontology annotation, molecular function: RNA binding; sequence-specific DNA binding. The transcript has a single exon. The coding region runs from base 1 to 558 and encodes 185 amino acids.
AUGGAUACAUUAGAAUGCAUUGAUGGCAAAGAUAUUAUGAAGGAGAGAUUUAGAAGAAAAAUUUGUCAAGACAUAUAUUAUAUAUUGAUGCUUAAUCGAUAUUUCAAAGUGGUAGCUUAUACUUUCCACAAUAAAGCUAAUGAGCUCAAAUUGGAAAUACCAUUUGUUACAACUACUGAUGAUAGACCUAUAGGAUUGAUACUUACGCCAAAUGAAAUAGAGCAAUUGCUUGCAUUGGAGCUGAUUAACUACAACGAUUACUUGUUGGGUUUAUUAAGGCUCAUUGAACUUAUGGCCGACUACACGAGUGAAACAAUUAUACAAGUCUCGAUCAGUCCUAGUGUUUCCAACGAAACUAAGAGCAGACAAUAUUCCGUAAGUUUGCUUAAUUUGCAGCUGAUAACAAAGCUUCAAAGUGGGUUUCAAAUGCUAGACCUCAAGAAUGAUACAAUCAGAAGAAAAUACGACGGAUUGAAGUACAACUUGAAGAAAGUUAGCGGUAUUGUUUAUGAUCUUUCUUUGAGAAACUUAAUAAAGAAUGACGUAGAAUUGUAUUAG